This is a messenger RNA of Stomoxys calcitrans (stable fly), 1117 nucleotides long. RefSeq names its product peritrophin-44. The transcript has 2 exons. NCBI's taxonomy places the organism in Eukaryota, Metazoa, Arthropoda, Insecta, Diptera, Muscidae. Gene Ontology annotation, cellular component: extracellular region. The record is from RefSeq and is a predicted model, not a curated record. Bases 78 to 1088 code for a protein of 336 amino acids. Gene Ontology annotation, molecular function: chitin binding.
UUAACAAUGGCAGUACAUUGAAAUGUUUAGUAUAUCAAAAGACUUUGAAGUGGUAGCUUUAACGAAAGUGAAUUGCCAUGAACGGAAAGCUGCAUUCCCGACUGCCUUCCCUGGUUGCCCUGGCUGUAUUGUGUUCUUUUACAUGGCCUUUGUGUCUGGCGGACCGCACCGAUCCUUGCCAAUAUUUUUCCAAUAACACCUAUAUACGUGAUCCAGACGAUUGUAGCAAGGGUCUAACUUGUAUUAAUUUCAAAUCGGUUACGACCACUACAUGUACUGGCACCAAACCUUUCUAUGAUAAGGAUAAGAACAACUGCGCCGCCUCGCUAUCGGAUCAUUCAUUAUGUGAUAUAUCUUGCGAAGACUACGUGGGCCGGUUUGUAAAGGACCCUAAAUCGUGCGUUGGUUAUUAUUAUUGUCAGGCUGAAGAUUGGCCUCGUCAUGGCCUUUGCCCAGAGAACACCCACUUCGAUUUUGAUAAACAGGAGUGUGUUUGGACCUCUGUGUCCAACUGUAACAUGAAUGAAUUCGAUAUGUGUGCUGUUGUCAAGGACAGUGUUAAUUUUAAUGAUCCCAGCAGUUGCGAAAAGUAUUUCUCAUGCAAAAAGGGUGUGCUCACCAGCAACACUUGUAAGAAUGCCUAUUACGAUGCUCUAACCGGUAAAUGUAUACAAAAGUCUUUAGUCAAUUGUGCUGCGCACCCCAUACCCGCUGAUGCAUGUGGUACUGUCAAAAAACCCAAAGCUAAUGUCUUCGUUUCUGAUGGCGCCACAUGUCGGGGUGCUCUGUAUUGUGCUGCCAUAGAGGGUGAUGUGGACACUAAUCCCGAAUGGGUGCAAUGUCCUCCAAAUAAAUUCUUCAGUGCAUCUGCCCAGGCUUGCAUAAAUCCACUUGAAGUUCCUUGCGCCGAAGAUCGUUGCGAAGGUCGCAAUCUAACCUUUGUUAGCAGUGCUAAAACGGGUUGUCGUCAUUAUUACCGUUGUGAAAAUGGCGUAAAGGUGGAGGAAUUAUCGUGUGGCAAUAAAUUUUUUGAUGAGGAAGCCGGAGUUUGUACAUCAACUAUUAUCGCUUAUCCCUCGUGCUCUUAAAAUUAUGUAAAUAUCAAAUCAACAGUGGU